AUGUACGCUGCUCCAUCAGGACUGUACCCAGCAGCUUUACCCGUACAAACAGGGCCGUAUCCAGCUGCGGUCCCAGUCGUACCAGAGAUUGCAGUACCCACUGGCCCAUAUCCAGCUCAAGUUGAAGUGCCAACUGGCCCAUAUCCAGCUCCAGUUCCAGUAGUACCAGAAGUGGCCGUACCAACUGCUCCAUAUCCAGCUCCAGUUGAAGUACCGACUGGUCAGUACCCAGCUGCAGCUCCAGUAGUACCUGAAGUAGUUGAACUACCAACUGGUCCCUACCCAGCUCCAGUUCCAGUGGAAGUACCAUCUGUUCCCUAUCCAGCUCCGGCCCCAAUUGUUCCAGAAGUUGUCCAGAUACCAAAUGGUCCUUACCCAGCUCCAGUACCAGUUGAAGUACCAACUGGACCUUACCCAGCUGCAGUCCCAGUACCAGAAACUGUCGAAGUAUCAACUGGUCCCUACCCAGCUUCAGUUCCAGUUGAAGUACCAAGUGGUCCUUACCCAGCUUCAGUUCCAGUUGAAGUACCAACUGGUCCUUAUUCAGCUCAAGUUCCAGUAGAAGUGCCAGCUGCUCCCUACCUUGCCCCAGUUCCAGUUGCAGGGCAAACUGGUCCUUACCCAGCUUCGGUUCCAGUUGAAGUACCAUCUGUUCCCAAUCCAGCUCCAGCACCAAUUGUUUUGGAAGUUGUCCAGGUACCCACUGGUCCAUAUCCAGCUCUAUUUGUAGUACCAACUGGACCUUACCCAGCUGCAGCUCCCGUACCAGAGACUGUGGAAGUACCAACUGGUCCUUACCCAGCCCCAGUUCCAGUUGAAGUACCAACUGGUCCCUAUCCAUCUCCAGCUCCCAUUGUUUCAGAAGUUAUUAAAGUACCCACUGGUCCAUAUCCAGCUUCAUUUGUAGUACCAACAGGUCACUAUCCAGCUGCACUUACAGUACCAACUGGUCCUUACCCAGCUGCUGUUCCAGUACCAACUGGUCCUUAUCCAGCAGCCAUUUAA
Messenger RNA from Brassicogethes aeneus, 1005 nucleotides. The record is from the annotation of a GenBank genome assembly. Lineage: Eukaryota; Metazoa; Arthropoda; Insecta; Coleoptera; Nitidulidae.